AUGCCUACAGUUCCGAGAUUCAAGCGCGCAUUUUCGUUACUGUUGGAUUCCAAAAUAACGUUGGACUUCCUGUUGCCAAAUGGUUUAAUGCUGCCCUUAGAGCUGGACUCGGAUCUCACCUUGUUGGAAGCCAAAGAGGAACUGUGGCUCGCCUCCGCCAACGAGCCUUUGUUUGAUGUACUCCAGCCGAGUAACCAUUACAUAUUUUGCGGGCUCAAUCGUGAAACAGCAGAUGAGGAGGACUAUUACGACCAAUCCCUACGUUUGCGGGAACUUCCUCUUCUGCUGCCCUAUCUGCGAGUGGUUGAGGCAGCCAAAGAUACUGCAUUGCUUGAAAUUAAUAAACGAAACGCUACAAUCGCUAGCUGCAUCGGAAUCUCUCAUAUGGAUGUGGUGCGCGCUGGACGCUUGAAUCCAGAAGUCAAAUGGUCCAGAACACGGUUACAACGACUGGCUGAGGAGCACUGCAAAGCCCUGAACAGUACCGGCACAUUAGGAUUAGCUCGGUAUUUGACUGCCGCUCCACAAAAAGCUGUCAGCAGAUCACUAAGGGACCAAUUAGCCACUCUUCCGGUUCUGGAAAUUACAGCCUGGGUAUUGGAUGGAGACGAACAGGCCUGUCAAGAGCGAUCUAUCACGGCCUCUUUGGACCCGAAGGCGACUGUUUUGGACGCGUUGACCGAGCUGCUUAGCAUUCAAACCGAAUUAGCUCAAACCAGUUACGCUGCCGCAAUCCGCGAUCUGGGUGUUACCAUUCAAAUCCCGAACGCUUUUGACUACGCCUUGAAAGUAUGCUGUUCUCAGGUGUACCUUUUCGACUUGAAUGAAUCAUUGGUUUCCUACGAGUAUAUUCAAGAAUGUAUCGAACAAGGUCGCACUCCGUGCCUGAGUCCGGUGUUGCGUAAAGAUGUGUGCGAGACUUUGGCGUGUUCCUUGUCAGAUCCGAAUAGUGUGCGCGUCUCUACUGCAUUAGAUUCUGUGCAUGGGACGGAAUCAGAGAAACUUCCCAGUUUAAUCAUGCACGGUAUUCGCAAACCCCUUCGUUUAACGGGCACGCCUGAUUUGGCAAUCAAAGCUAACUCUCCAGUCGAAUCGGACGUGUAUCGAACGGUAGAACAACUGGUUCGAGAAUCGGACGACCAGUCCGUCACAUCCGAUCGCGAAUGGCCCGAGGCGACGCCUGUGACGGCCUAUCACUCGGUCUCGUCCGACAGCUCGUUAUCCGGUGGAUCUAUGGCCAUGUCCAAACGCGCCAAACCACCUCCGGUAUUCUCGCUUUGGGAAUUGAAUGGAUAUCUGAGUGUUAAAGUUUGUGCUGGUCAAUUUUUUUCCGAAACUCUGUCCCUAACUAGCUCGGGGCCUAGUUUGUCUUCAAUGUUGGGCAGUUCACCGUCAUUGAAUCGGUUGAAUGUUUCAGCCCAGGGCAGUUCGAUUGGCAACCAGAUCCAGGGGGCAUCAAGCGCGGCAACCNCGGCAACCUUCAACAGCGCGUUUCAAAGUGAUUAUGUUGUACGUGUGGGACUGUUCCACGGGACACAGUCACUCAUUGAAUUUCGCACCACAAGCGGUCGUUCGGGGCCGUAUUUCUCCUGGAACGAAUGGCUUUAUUUUCACAUGCAGCUGGCCGAUAUCCCACCGGCUGCUCGUCUUUGCGUAGCGCUAGUCAAGCUAGAACGGUCGGCUGAUCGGCGUUCCACAAAAACAUACGAGUAUCCCGUCGGUUGGGCCAAUCUGAACUUCUUCGAUCCUUCGGGUUAUAUGAUCUCAGGUGAUAUUACCCUACGCUUAUGGCCAGCCUCAUUGUUCCAGUCCACUGAGGAGCGAUUCAAUCGACUUCAUCCUUCCGGUACUGUAUUGGAGAACCCCAAUCCAGAUUUCUUGCUUCAAACAUGGCCUCGUCCCUUGCAUGUGAGCGUCGCAUUACAGCUGCUAGGCGCGAUGGGCUUGAAUGCAAGCGGAGCCACAGAACCGGGAUCAAUGCUGGGAUCCGCAGUGGCUGUGACACACAGUGGUCGCGGCGGAGCCAGUGGUGUGGCAGAUCCCUAUGUGAGAGAAUUGGCUGUUCGAAGUUUGCACACACUGGACGACUCAGAACUGAGCGACUAUUUGUUGCAAUUGGUUCAGGCACUGAAAGCGGAAGCCUAUUUGGACAAUGCGCUUUCGCGUUUCAUUCUGUAUCGUGCUUUGCACAAUCCGAUGCAAAUUGGUCUGCGAUUUUUCUGGCACUUACGCUCGGAAAUCCACUUGCCCGAUAUUCGAUUACGUUUUGGUCUUCUGUUGGAAGCGUUCUGUCUAGGCUGUGGGCCGUUGCUCACAUUCCUGGCUCGUCAAGUGACCACUUUGAAUCGUCUGGAAACGAUCAGCGCCCGUGUGAAAGAGAUGACGAGUGAGGAGGAUCAGCGUGUCCGUUUUCGUGACGAGAUAUCUCGACCGGAAGCCCGUCGGGAUUUGCAAUGGAUCCCCUGCCCUCUGUAUUUGCAUCAACGAUUGGGCAAGCUGUUAGUGGACAAGUGUGAUGUGAAACGGUCCAAAAAACGACCGUUAUGGUUGGUAUGGACUAACUCGGAUCGGCUGUCCGCCCAUCAUUAUCACACGUAUCAGCUGAUUUUCAAGCAUGGAGACGAUCUGCGUCAAGAUAUGCUCACUUUGAAUCUACUCCGAGUACGUUCCCAAGACUGUGAUGGAUCGUAUCUGGAAAGANGGAAAGAGGAGGGUAUGGACAUGUGUCUUGUACCGUACGCUUGUUUGGCCACCGGUCCGGAGAUGGGGCUCAUCGAAGCGGUACGCAACGCUCGCACUGUUAUGUCCAUACAGAAUGAUCGGCUUCGAGCUGCUCUGCAGAUUGAUUCAACACAACUAUAUAGGUGGCUGACGCAAGAACAAUAUGCUGCUCGUGAUGGACCGAUCCAAGGUGGAACCACUUACGAAAGAACUAUACGCAAUUUUACUCGGUCCUGUGCCGGUUAUUGUGUGGCCACAUUUGUUUUGGGUAUCCGGGAUCGCCACCCGGAUAACAUAAUGGUUGACACUAGUGGUCGACUUUUUCAUAUCGAUUUCGGUCACAUUUUGGACAACCGGAAGAAGAAAUUCGGUAUCACGCGAGAACGAGUGCCAUUUGUUUUGACCAAAGAUUUUAUCACAGUCAUAGCCAGAGGCAAUCCGGACGUGGUUCUUGGCGCCCCGGUCACCGCAACUGGUGGUGGAUCGAGCAAUGUGCAGUUUCAAGAAUUCACUCGCCUCUGUGAAAGAGCGUAUGUGAUGUUACGGAAGCAUUCGAAUUUGUUGCUCACCCUGUUCGCAAUGAUGUUACCCUCGGGGCUUCCGGAACUCACUUCUGUGUGCGAUUUGGACUAUGUGCGCAAGACAUUGGCCGUAGACAUGAGCGAUCAAGAAGCGUUGAAUUAUUUUCAUUCCAAAUUCAACGACGCCUACUAUGGAGCAUGGACAACUAAAUUUGACUGGCUUUCACAUUGGGUUAACACGUAA
This is a messenger RNA of Echinostoma caproni, 3486 nucleotides long. Lineage: Eukaryota; Metazoa; Platyhelminthes; Trematoda; Plagiorchiida; Echinostomatidae. The record is from the annotation of a GenBank genome assembly.